GAAGGGAAAGUGGUCUCAGUGAGUCAAAGCUUCUGCGACAGUAACUGAAAAACUCCGAGGUCCAGAGUCCAGCAUUUAAUUUUUAUUUUUAUUUUUAUUUGUGAACGAGGAAUGGAUUUGCUGUCGACUUGCAGGAGCCAGUUGGCUUACUUCCGAAUUAAAGAGCUCAAGGAUGUUCUUACCCAGCUUGGUAUUUCAAAACAAGGGAAGAAGCAGGAUUUGAUGGACAGAAUAUUAGGCUUGAUUUCAGAUGAAGAAGUUUCUAGCACACAUGGGUCAGCAAAGAAAAAAAUUAUUGGGAAGGAAGGAGUAGCAAAAUUAAUUGAUGAUGCUUACAGAAAAAUGCAGAUAGCUGAUGAGUCUGAUUUAGCAACAAGGAGACAGACUUCUUCUUUAGAUAUUUGUAAUGUGAAGCAUAAAGUGGAAGCUGAAGAUUUUUCAUAUUCGGCUGUGAAGAUUUGCUGUCCUUGUGGAAGUUCAUUGCAUAGUGACCCCAUGAUACAGUGCAUUGACCCAGGAUGUCGAGUUCAGCAGCAUGUUAGCUGUGUUAUUAUUCCAGAGAAGCCUAUGGAAGUCAUUCCAUCAGUUCCAGCUAUAUUUCAUUGUGAAAUGUGUCGCAUCAGUCGUGCAGAUCCCUUUUGUGUCACUGUGGCGCAUUUGAUAUCCCCUGUGAAGUUAAUAGCUGCAAAUAUUCCAUCUGAUGGGACAAAUCCCCUACUGAACGUGGAAAAAACAUUUCACCUGACAAAGGCAGAUAGUGAUUCAUUACAGAACACUGAAUAUGAUAUUCAGGCUUGGUGUGUUCUUCUCAAUGAUAAUGUUUCAUUUAGGAUGCAAUGGCCACAAUAUGCUGAUUUACAUGUUAAUGGUUUUGCAGUAAGAACUCUUAACAGACCUGGUUCACAGUUGUUAGGUGCUAAUGGUCGCGAUGAUGGUGCACUGAUCACAUUAUAUGUUGUGGAGGGCAUUAAUAAAAUUUCUUUAUCGGCAUGUGAUGCUCGCUCUUUCUGUUUUGGAGUCAGACUUGUGAAGCGUCAUACAAUAGAACAGGUUCUCGGUUUGAUUCCUAAAGAAGCAGAUGGUGAAUCCUUCAAAGAUGCACUUGCCCGUGUUUGUCGUUGCGUCGGUGGUGGGAUGCGCACUGCAAAUGAAGAUAGUGAUAGUGAUUUAGAAGUCAUUGCAGAUACAAUUACAGUUAACCUUCGCUGUCCUAUGAGUGGCUCCAGAAUAAAGGUCGCUGGCAGAUUUAAACCAUGUGUUCACAUGGGAUGUUUUGAUCUUGAAACUUUUGUGGAGCUUAAUCAGCGCUCAAGGAAGUGGCAGUGUCCCAUCUGUCUCAAGAACUAUUCCCUAGAAGAUAUCAUUAUUGAUCCAUAUUUCAAUCGAAUCACAACUAUGAUGCUGCACUGUGGAGAAGAUGUAACUGACAUUGAGGUGAAGCCUGAUGGUUCUUGGACCGUUAAGACCAAAGAUGAGCUUAGUGAUCUUGGAAAAUGGCAUUUCCCUGACGGUUCACUUCAUGGAGAUAUGAAUGAAGUCAUAUCCAACUCAGAGACCUGGAGGCAGAUCAAUAAGCAUGAAAAGUCAGGAAAUCCUAAUCUUGAAAAUGGGACAGAAGGAGGGAAAAUAGAAGCAAGUGAACACCAGCAUCUCCCCUUGCGAAAUCCAAAAGAGGAAGAUUUAGAAAACUUUUGUCAGAUGGUCAUAACAUUGAGCAGUAGUGCCAGUGGAAGCGGUAGAGAUGAUGAAAACCCAAGUAUUAAUCAGGAUUAUGGUAGAUAUGAUUCUAUCCCUGGCAUGAAUGGAAAUGAGAUCAAUUCUAUUCGUCACAAUUUUAAUUCAAUUCUUAGUACUGAAAAUCAAAGUUAUGGAGCAAUAGGGGAGCCAGACAUCAUUAUUGUCAGUGAUUCAGAAGAAGAGGAUGUCAAUUUGGUUUCUUGUCAUACAGAUUACAAAUCUUGUGUCCUGAAUGAUUGUGGGGCUUUGUCUGCCCCCCCAAGAAUCGAACAAUCAUAUCUGGAAAACCCUGUUCCUGAUUCUGGUAUAAGUUCUUGUUUGGAUCUCUUCAAUGACAGUGGAAAAGAUGUUGGAAUGUCUGACUGGGCAUAUUCUUCUGGUACCCAAGCAAGUUCAAGGUUCCAACUGUUUGGUGAAGAUUCUGAUGUCUCAGAUGUUCUUAUUGAUUUGGAGCGUUCUGGGGUUACAUGCUCUGGACCUAUGAACAGUUACACAUUGGCUUCAAAGUUAACCAUGAACUCCAGCAGACAGGUUCCUGAUUCUUCUAUUUUCAGUACCAAUAUUAAUGAAGAUGAUGACCUGGUUGAUAAUCCCUUUGCAUUUGUAAGUGUGGACCCCUCUCUACAAAAUUUCCUUUCUACUCAACCAGUUGGAACCUUGGCAGAAACUGAUCUAGGACACUGUCCCCCCAUAUCAAACAGUACCCAUACUGAGGAUUGGAUUUCUCUUAGGCUUGGCUGCAAUGGCGAGAGUAUUGGCAGUAGUGUUGGUACUAUUGCUCAGUCUGCUGUUUCAAAGGGGUUGGAUUUAAUAAAUGAUUGUAGAUCAAAUGAAGGGAUGAAUGACAAAGCCAGGUCUAACAGGAUAGACAAUAGGAAAAAGUUAAAUGGCCCUUUCUCAUUUCCUCGCCAGCCAAGGUCUGUCAGGCGACGGGGUUACUCAAUAGCUUCAGACUCAAAUUAGAUGGAAUUGAAACUUACUUUCAGGAUUCAUUGAGAAGUUGAUAUCUACAGCAUGUUAUGGGAAACUGAGAUAAUGAUGGUGACCCUAUCUUCUAUCACAAUUAUUCACUUAUCGAAGGAGAAACAAGCAUCUUUCUUUGAGUUGCAGUUGAAGCCUACUGAUUGUAUUGUUAGUUGAAAUGGCAUUCAUCUACAUCAUGCUUUCAUUGGCAGCAUGGAACAGCCCUAACAAAUGAGCAGAGAUACCUGCAACGGACCUUUGAAGCAGUAAGUAUCGGGCUUUUCUGGGAAGCUGCUACUGAGAAAAGAAACAAGGCAGGUUGAAUAUUGAUUCUCCAACGGUAAUCCUUCCACCUCAUUUAUAUAGAACUUCAUUUUGUCACUGGUUCUAUCUCAGGGACUGUUCAGUUGUCUGGAUUGUAUUAGUAGAAGAAAAUUCCUUUGAUAAUCGAUAUUUAUAUAUUUAUCUUUAUAAUUGUACAUAACAGACAGGUUUUCUGUACAGUUUGCUGUGGCUGUUUUAGAAAACAGGGAGGAAUAUUAGAUGCAUGUCCAGAUGUAAAUUGGUAAAGACUAACGUUUGAAUUUUACUCUGAUAAGUAACUAUGGAAAGUGGUCUGUUGUCUUGCUGAAAUGGUUGGUAUUGUGAUUUAGGAGUUUAUUUUCUACCUUGUGGAGAGAAAAUACCUUGUAUAGCAGAGUAUUUUAUGUUGCUCCUUUCGUAAAGUUUUUCGUAAUAUUUUCCUUA
Molecule: messenger RNA, 3447 nt
Organism: Theobroma cacao (cacao)
Lineage: Eukaryota; Viridiplantae; Streptophyta; Magnoliopsida; Malvales; Malvaceae
Product: E3 SUMO-protein ligase SIZ1-like
Biological process (GO): protein sumoylation
Cellular component (GO): chromatin
Molecular function (GO): zinc ion binding; SUMO ligase activity
Source: RefSeq, a predicted model, not a curated record